This is a messenger RNA of Notodromas monacha, 1713 nucleotides long. The record is from the annotation of a GenBank genome assembly. Lineage: Eukaryota; Metazoa; Arthropoda; Ostracoda; Podocopida; Cyprididae.
UUUGUGGAAGCAUGUUCUGGCUAUUCGAGGGAAGGUUGGCACAGACUGUCUACAGAUGCGAGACUCAAAGUAGCUGUUUGUGCAAAAGCCGUUGGGGAUUAUCCCAGAUAUUUGAAGACUUUGGUGCUGCUGGCAUGCAGCUCAACGCUGAAUGAAGAAGAGAGAUUGCGCUUUCAGAAAGAGAUUUUGUCAGUAUUGCCAAAAGUUUCAGUAGAUGAUGAAGUGAGUGUGAAAGCCGGUGACGUUCUGGAAGUGGAAAGUCUCAAAAUUUUGCACGAAUUCUGCCGGGACGGACGCGAGGACAAAUUUGGCGGGAAACUCGUGGCCGAUUCCGAAGCUCGUGCAGAAAUGAUGUUGCGUACGAGAUUCCCUGCCCCGUUGGUUGCCGACAAGGUUGUGCUGAAAUUGAGGCAUCGCGGGACGAUGGCUUCUGAAAAUACGAGGUCGGGUCACGCGAGUGCCGAAAAGCAUGGUCAUCCUGCUUUUGGGCGGGAGAGAAAAGGGAGUCAUUCGAGUCCGAAUCAAAGUCCUGCGACUUCCUUGACACCUGGGUCAGGGGAUAUGGAUCAAGAAGAAAAUUGGAUGGGACGGGUAUCGCUGGAAACAUUCCAAUUGAAUAUGGUGGAAAAUUUCGAAUACAAGUUGGACAAAACCAUUUCAGUUGCCGGUGUAGGAUGCCAAAAUUUCCAGCGUUUGAUCAAAAGAAAAGACACCAUCUCCCCGAAAGCCCGUCUGACGUCAACCUCGUCGAAUCCGUUACCCGAGCAAGACAUCUCCGAACUGGAGUCGUCCACUGUGAAAUUCGUACCCGGAAAGUCGACCUACGUUCUCGUGUCUGCCAAACUGGGCAGCAAGGGACGUUACGUGGGCUACGAAAUAGUUGUCAGUUUGUUUUCCGGCAAACUACGACUAGUGUACGCUCCUAGUUUUCCGUUCGUCAGUUUCUCGGUGUUCAGUGAGCCGGCUUCCGUGACUGUGGCUCCCGCGACUCGGGAUCUGAUGGCCGGAUUGGAGGAAACGUUUUGCGUGCUGGUGAAGAGCGGGACUUUGAACAUCCCGGAACGGGACGCCCUUGAAGCGAUGGCAACCCUGCGGUCAAGAGACGGGGAAAAAAUCGUGCUGAAACCCACCCGAGGCUUGGAACUUCGACUGCCUUCUCAGACGAAGUUCUCUGAUGGUGUUACACUCGAACUUCCGGGAAUGAAGCCGUUCUGCGAAGCACAGUUUGAAGUUGAAGCCUUCUGCUGUUUGAAUUCUUCCGGACGCGAAGGAACGCUAUCCAUUCCUCAUAAAAUUGCGGUUGACGCGAAAUGGUCAGAGCCGUGCGACGACCUGGAACUCUUCUUCGACCGUCCUUUUUCCUUCGAACACCGGAUCCUGACUGCGUGCGACAAGAAGUUUGUGCGUAAGUUUGUGCGUGUGGGUCUGCGUGCCACGCGCGAUGUGAUGUUUGCCGUGUCCCGUCAUUCCCUCAAAGUGAUGAGCGGCAGUCCGGGGUUGCAUGACUGUCUACGAAUGUUGAACCCUGUGGCCGAGGUUCUCAAGGUAACCAAGGAUUUUGGUGCCAAUUACGUGUGGGAACUGGACCUGAGUCGGGCGAGUGGCAACGCGAUCGGGUCCAAGUUGGUGCUGGAGUUUUCUGCCGAUUUCCGGCUGGACUCGGAAUCUGGACAGUCCAAGAGAUGUGAUCAUGUUUUCGAGUUGACUAAUUUU